Molecule: messenger RNA, 1992 nt
Organism: Agrilus planipennis (emerald ash borer)
Lineage: Eukaryota; Metazoa; Arthropoda; Insecta; Coleoptera; Buprestidae
Product: fatty-acid amide hydrolase 2
Exons: 5
Coding region: 328-1938 (536 amino acids)
Source: RefSeq, a predicted model, not a curated record
UUGUCAUCCUUUUUUUGUUGCUUGCGUUCACGAUGAAGCCGUCCUUUUCCCUGACGUAGAUUAAACUCCCACUAUAGCAAGGAGCCAAGCUAAACACAAUUAUAAUAAAUGCAUGUUUGUAAACCAAGUAGCGCGACAGCAUUCACCAGCAGUGGAGUAGCAGUACGAGAAGUACCGUAGUAACGUGAAUUGGUGCCGGCUCAUCUUUUGAUUUUACGAUUAGUGCCAGUAACAUCACAGUGGUCGCAAUAAUAUUAUUGUUGGAGAAAGUACACAAAACAAGCCUGUUGCGCUCUUCAAUUGGUUUAGUAAUUAUUAUUUAUAAGUAUGGUCAAAAUGAACGGGGACAAUAGAAUAACACUUCGUAAAAUUAAUCGGGCAUGUGUAAAAUUCUUCCAAGCGAUUGUUGAGUUUGUUGUGAGGUGCAUGUUCAAACUUUUGUAUGGAAACAAUGGUCCCAAGAUGCCUCCCAUCAAAAAUCUCAUCCUACUGGAGUCCGCAAGUUCAAUUGCAUUCAAAAUACGGACCAAAAGAGUUACAAGUGUAUACGUGGUGAAGUCGUUUAUAGAAAGAAUAGAAGAAAUAAACCCGUUAUUAAAUUGUGUUGUGGCGAACAGAUUUAAUGAAGCCCUAAAAGAAGCGGAAGCUGUGGAUGAACUCAUCAAGAGUAACACGCUUUCAGAAGAAGACCUAGCUGCAAAUAAACCAUUUUUAGGGGUUCCCUUCACCACAAAAGACUGCAUAGCCGUAAAAGGCAUGAUACAUACAGCUGGUUUGUACAAAAGGAAAGACGUUAUUGCUGAAGAAGAUGCACACGUGAUAGCAGCUCUAAAAAAUGCUGGCGCUAUACUCAUUGGACUCACCAACAUUUCUGAACUUUGUAUGUGGUGGGAGAGUGCCAAUACCCUUCAUGGUCGAACAAACAACCCCUACGACAUUAAUCGUAUCGUGGGUGGUUCGUCAGGUGGUGAGGGAUGCAUUCAGGCUGCAGCUGGUUCCGCUUUUGGAAUUGGCUCAGACAUAGGUGGUUCUGUAAGGAUGCCAGCCUUCUUCAACGGAACGUUUGGUCAUAAAGCGUCUCCUAACAUUAUACCUUUAUCUGGACAGUAUCCAUCUCCCGCCACAGAGAAACAGAAGUAUAUGCUUAGCAUAGGACCAAUUGUUCGACAUGCUGAAGAUCUCCUACCCCUCUUCAAAUUAAUUGUUCUGAAAGAUGUUAUGCCCCUUCUAAGAUUAGACGAAAAGGUCGACAUCAAAGGCAUCAGGUUCCAUUAUCAAGAGAACGACAGUGGAUCCAAACUUGUGUCUCCGGUUCAUAAGGAUAUAAGGGAGCUAUUUAGAAAGAUUAGUGGAUAUUUAGAAAAAGCCCAUAACAUUAAGGCACAACGUGUUAAUCUCCAGCGGUUUAGGAUGAGCACCGCCAUGUGGAUGCUGGGGAUGAAGUCCCCAAAUGGUCCCACGUUCGAUCAGCAAUUAUCCAACUUGGAAGGAUCGAUUAACGUUUGGUGGGAGUUAUUCAAAUGGUGUUUUAGAUGUUCAAAUCACACCUUUAUAGGGUUGGCGACAGCUCUAUUGGAGAAAAAAGAAGCCAGCGAAAACGAUUCUAAGUCGGAGUACAUCCAGAAAGAAACGAACAUCUUGAGACGUGAAAUAAUUGAUCUAUUGGGAGAUGAUGGAGUUCUGUUGUACCCAACUCAUCCAACCCCUGCGCCGUACCACAACGAGCCCAUCUUUAAAGCUUUCAAUUUUAGUUACACGGGUGUAAUUAACGUCUUGGGAUUCCCCGCAACCAACAUCCCAAUGGGAUUAAGUUCUGAAGGUGUUCCUAUCGGUAUCCAGGUCAUUGCUAAUGACAAAAACGACCGAUUAUGCCUGGCUGUCGCCAAAGAAUUUGAAAAGGCGUUCGGGGGAUGGAUAACCCCUGAAAUACAAGCGUAAUGUAUUUAUUUCACCUUAUUUAUUUUGUAAAUAAUUAUAAUAUUUUAUAACUUG